This is a messenger RNA of Brassica oleracea var. oleracea, 728 nucleotides long. Its product is annotated as senescence-specific cysteine protease SAG12-like. The record is from RefSeq and is a predicted model, not a curated record. Gene Ontology annotation, molecular function: cysteine-type endopeptidase activity. Gene Ontology annotation, cellular component: lysosome. The transcript has a single exon. The annotation marks the transcript as partial. Lineage: Eukaryota; Viridiplantae; Streptophyta; Magnoliopsida; Brassicales; Brassicaceae.
GAUGUUGUUGGGCUUUCUCGGCGGUGGCAGCCGUGGAAGGUAUUACAAAGAUUGCAAAAGGUGAUCUUGUAUCCCUGUCGGAACAGCAGCUGGUGGAUUGUAGCAGAGACUUUAACAAUGGAUGCAAUGGAGGGAUAAUGUCAAAAGCUUUCGAGUACAUUAUUAACAACCAAGGAAUCACCACGGAGGAUAACUAUCCUUACCAAGAAUCACAAGGAACAUGUUCUUCAGCCAGCCAAGUUACUGAUUUCAUUGCUGCUACCAUAAGCGGAUACGAGACGGUUCCAAGUGAUGACGAGGAAGCAUUGCUAAAAGCGGUGUCUAAACAGCCUGUUUCUGUGGCGAUAGCUGGAUCAGGGGCUGCGUUUAUGCAAUACUCCGGGGGGAUAUUUGACGGAGAGUACUGUGGGACGCACCAGACUCAUGCGGUUACGAUUGUUGGUUAUGGGAUUAGUGAAGAAGGGACUAAGUACUGGUUAUUGAAGAACUCAUGGGGAGAAAAUUGGGGAGAAAAUGGUUACAUGAGAAUCAAGAGAGACGUGGAUGCACCUGAAGGAACGUGUGGUUUGGCCCAUUUUGCUUACUAUCCACUUGCAUGAAUCCUGUUAUGUUGUUCGAAUAUAUUUACAUGGGGUUGUUCAUAGUAAUUGACAACAUCCUUAUCGGAUAUCUUAUGAACUAUAUACCGGCGUUUUCGUUGGUUAUUUCUAUUUUGGAAUUUAUGUUAA